Molecule: messenger RNA, 2620 nt
Organism: Helicoverpa armigera (cotton bollworm)
Lineage: Eukaryota; Metazoa; Arthropoda; Insecta; Lepidoptera; Noctuidae
Gene: Dp
Product: transcription factor Dp-1
Exons: 11
Coding region: 377-1720 (447 amino acids)
Biological process (GO): regulation of transcription by RNA polymerase II; regulation of cell cycle
Cellular component (GO): nucleus; transcription regulator complex
Molecular function (GO): RNA polymerase II transcription regulatory region sequence-specific DNA binding; DNA-binding transcription factor activity, RNA polymerase II-specific
Source: RefSeq, a predicted model, not a curated record
UUACCACGUGAACACACAACAGCAGUGUCCAAUCAGCUGGUAAAUCAUAAAACCGCCCGCCCGCCUCUUUCUAUUUACUCUUCCGUUGAUUUAAAUUGGACUUUUAUGUGCGUUGUUUAUACGUUCGUGAAUACAUUUUACAAACGUGAGAUAGUUGAGCUUAAUGCCAUUAAAAACAAAGUGAUACUUCGAUAAAAAGUAUAAUAUGAUUUGAUUUUUCCGACCUUCGAAGUUAACCCAAAAGUAAUGUCGCCAUUUUGACCAUACAAAUCGAGUUUAGUAGGUAUUAUUAUUUUGUUUGGUCAUCAACAAAUGUUUAAAUGCUACAUUAGUGAAUUUCGUAAAUGGAUGUUUAUUUGCGAAGAAUACGGAGAAAAUGUCUCAGACGAAUAGUACUGUAAAUUUUCUUAUACAUGACGCUAAUGGGCAUCCUCAGAUGGUAAAAGUUGUUCAGAAUACAAAUAAUCAGUCAGUUGCUCAAAUCAAAAUUAAGCCUAAUCCUGUGAAAAUCAUAAAACUGCCAGCAUCAGCUGAAGGAAAUUUAAAGACAUCAGUAUACAGAGCAGUGAAACUAACUGGCAUUAAAUGUGCAUCAAAGUUCCUGCAUGUGGAUAAUAUAGCAAACUUGCAAAAAAUUAAAGUCGAGCCAAAGGAAGUUGAAGAAAUUCAGAUAAAACAGGAACCACUUACGGAACUGAAAUAUCUUCAUACUGUGCCGGAACGCAGCUCAACACCGUCAAAAUCUGAGGGCCAGGUAACAAGCACUAGCACUGCUAACAGCUUGUCUCCUACUAUGUCUCAUGCCUCGAGAAGGAGACACGAUUCUGACAAUGAUCCCCCGGCAGAAUAUACCACUAAGCGUCGUAAACAUGCAGACAAGGUUGGCAAAGGUUUGAGGCAUUUCUCAAUGAAAGUUUGUGAAAAAGUCCGAAACAAAGGCUUCACCUCAUACAACGAAGUUGCUGAUGAAUUAGUUCUAGAAUUUGCAGCAGGCAUGCAUGGUUCAGCAGAUAGCCAACAAUAUGAUCAGAAGAAUAUCCGCAGAAGAGUAUAUGAUGCAUUAAAUGUAUUAAUGGCAAUGAACAUAAUAUCUAAAGAAAAGAAGGAAAUACGAUGGCUUGGACUCCCGACAAAUAGUGUGCAAGAAUGUACUGCAUUAGAAAAGGAAAAGCAAGCUAAGUUAGAGCAGAUUCAAAAGAAAACACAACAGUUACAGGAGCUCAUAUUACAGCACAUUUCAUUUAAGAGUUUAAUAGAAAGAAAUAAAGAAGCAGAGAGCAAAGGAGUCAAACCAUCUCCAUCUUCAGCUAUCCAUUUGCCAUUCAUUGUUGUGAAUACUAGUGAUAAAGCUUUAAUUGACUGCAGUAUUUCUAAUGAUAAGACAGAAUAUAUGUUCAAUUUCAACAAAAGGUUCCAAAUACACGAUGAUAUCGACAUUCUAAAAAGAAUGGGACUCCUAUUUGGGUUAGAUAAGGGAGAAUGUUCAGAAGAAGAUAUUGAGAGAGCAAAAAGUAUGGUCCCCAAAUCCUUAAAGACAUAUGUAGAACAAAUGGGCAGAGGAGUGAUAACGAAACUUUCAACAAUGCUCGAAGAAGAGGAGCUGGAAGAUGAGGCGGGUGAUGAGGAGGACGCGAUAGAAGCGGAGGCCGAGGCCGAGGAGGAGCACGAGGAGCCCGACGCCAACGAUUACAGCGACGACAGCAGCGACGUCGACGUGUAGUCCGCACCACCCCGCGUACAUCACUACGUUCAUAUAAACUAGGUGUUACUGUUGCAUGUUGGCUAACUUUAUGUAAUAUGCCACAUAAGUUCAAACAUUAUAUUAGCUUAAAACAUAUUUUGACACAAUGUAAUAAUUUAAUAUUAUAAAACAAUUCCAAUUAUACAAAUAUGAUUUUAAUGUUUGUAAUAUAAUACAAUUAUUAAACAUUUUGAUCGUCACUAAUCAUAAACAUCUUUUUCUUGCAUAUUAGGUUACAUUCAGCUCUCGAUUAAGGUUCGAUAAUAUAAAUAGUGACCAUCUAAAAACUGGCGCAUGUAAAAAUGCUUAACUUAUUUUUCUUAGUGUGUGGAUGUUAUAAAAUAAAUUUAGCUUGAAAUGUUUGCGAACGUUUAUGUUCAUACUUAAUAUAAUAAUGUUUAUUUAUAAUUCGAAACAAAUAAUUGAAGGAGGGGCAAUGUAUAGAGAAAAAUAAUAAUAUCUAAUGAAAUGAUGCGCACAUGACAUGGAGGAGUUUUUACCCCAUUUCCAGAAAGAGGGUAAUGUUUUUUUUGAGUUGUAAUCCAUACAUAAAUACUUUAUCAUUGUUAUUACACAUAUUCAUGAUAUUUUAAAUAUACCGAAAUCGUCCGAUGCAUUAUAAAAUAAUGAUGAAAACCUUGAUAACUUCAUGCUUAGAUAGAGCAAAAUAUACUAUUAAAUUCACACAUUGGACGAUUCCAGUUGUAUGAUCCAGAAGAUUGCUACUACACAACUAUGUCUGAGUAGGCAUUCUAUGGCUUUCUACACCAACAAGUUGCUAAUUUGUUCAAAGGAAAAUGUUUCUAAUUUUGAUUGUUGAAGAUUAUUUUGUAUGGAAUUGUUUUAAUGAUAAGUGAAAUAAAGGUCAAUAAAAUAUUA